AUGAUUUUUUGGCUAAAGAUUUUGUUUCUGACUUUUUUAAGUCUAUCGAAAUUAAUUAGUAGUCAAAUAGAGGAAGUUGACGCUUCAAAUUCAUCAACAGGGAAUACAGGAAUACUUCCAAGCAUUAAUGAAUCUUCAAUAGUUGAAGAGCUACUAUCUUCAGAAAGGCAAGAAAACUCGAAAGUAAAAUCUUCACUAAGAUCUUUACAGGAAAAAAACAAUGCAGAAAAGAUUUUAACUUCUGGGAAAAAACCUGAAAAGGGAUGUGUCUUGUAUGUGUAUACACAAGAUUCUCCAAAUCCCACAGAAAUUGUUGAUGGGGCCUCUUCCUGUCCAGAGGAAGGAAAUAGAGGGUAUAUGUUACAAAGUGGAGUCGAAGAUGAGGCAAUUGCUGGGCCAUCAAACUCAAUUGUGGAGAUUUCACCAAUAGUUCAAGAAUAUUUUUGCAUCAAAAGAUCUAACUGUAUAAUUGCUAUAUCUGGAGUAGGGUUGACUCAGGAAGACUCAAUUUACCUAAUAAAAAACGAAGAAUACUCUCCAGAAAAGAGUCAAAAACAAAAGAGCCUAUUGUUAGGGGAAAUUUUAAGGAAAUGCCCUCCAAGCAAAGUUGGUUUGGGACCAUUUAGAGGAAUAAAAUCAUAUGAAACUUCAGAGCUUGUUAUUGGAGAUAACAUGCAAAAAGCUGCAACGAGACAAGCAACAGUAAUUUUUAACGUAAAUGGGAUAAAAGAAGAUGCUGAAAGCUUUACAAUUUGUUAUUCUCCUGCAAGAAGUAGAGCAUUUAGAGAAACGAUGAAUCCAAGAUUACAUAUUUAUUCAGCUGGUAUAUUAACUACGAAAGAAAGUGUAUCAUUUAAUUGUGAUUUCGAACUCCAAGGCUAUCUGGGAUGUGGAUUCAGUUCUCUCUUAGACUAUCAAACAAAGACCAGAUUUGAGCUUGGAGUAGGUGAAGAAACGGUUGUAGGAUCAAGACCAGAAAGUGACACAACUACAGGAGUAAAAGGAGAAGGACAUUAUAUAUUCUUUAGAGCACCUGGAUACAUGCCUGGAGCUUCAGCAGUUCUGAUAGGAAACCCAAGAGUAUAUAGCUUUGGUAGUCACUGUCUAACUUUAAGGUAUUUUAUGGCUGGAGCAGAUGUAAAUGUAUUAAGAAUAUAUAUGGCAUCAGGCCUUUUAAAUUCGGCUCAGCUUGAUGGAAGAGGAAACCGUUUAGGAAGCAAGAUCCCAAAACCUACGUUGCAUUAUGGACGCCCAAAUUGGCUUGUAGUGGGACAGCAAGGUCCUUCAUGGCAGUUUGGAGGAUUUGAAUUCUACUCAGAUGGAAUUACUCCUUUGAGAAUAAUUAUAGAGGGAGUUGGAGGUCGUUCAGAAGAUAGUUUGAUAGCUCUGGACGAUUUUAUCGUUAAGUCAGGACAUUGUUCAAACGAGGUUAUGAGAUCCAGUGAAAGAGAGGAUCAAAGAUGUGUAUGGGGAGAAGUUAGGUUGGUUAGCAGUAACUUCACAACUGAGAAAUCUUGGGAAGUAGAAGGAGCUUUGGGUUGUAGUGGAAGAACCUACUCUUUCAGUAAUAUUAAUGUGAAUUCUGAGAUGGUUUCAACCACUGACUGGAUUCCCUGUUGUCUGCCAGGAUAUGGAAACUAUACCGUAAGCUUGCAUGAUUCCUAUGGGGAUGGAUGGAAUAACGGAAGUUACUUAGAAUUCAGGUUCUUUGACGAAGUGAUUAAGGUUGGAGAAGGAUUCAAACAGGGAUCAUCUCACAAGACUGAGCUGAGCAUUGGUUCAAUUCAAAUAGAAAAAGUUGAGGCAGAUGAGAAGUCAAUUAGGGCUACAAUAAGGUCCAACAGAGAAGGUGUGGAUGUUUGGUGUGGAAUAACCAGAGCUGGGAGUAUUACCCCAUCAGUUUCAUUACUUAAGAAGCAUGGACAAAAAACCCCAAAAUCUCUUAGUAUAAAGGAGAAUCACACUUUUGUGAUCUCAUCAUUUUCCAAGGGUGAGAUAAGACCUAAUACUGAAUAUGAUCUUUUCUGCUUUUCCGAGGAAGUUAGCAGGAUCAUUAAGAAUAAGGACAGAACAGAUAGUUCCAAUGCAGAUGACCUUUCUGUAGAGUAUUCUAGAGUAAGGGUAACUACAGACUCGAAAAGUCCAGAACUUGAAAUAAAACAAUUUAAGACUUUAGAAGAAAGUGUUGAACUUACUUUGAAGAUGGAUGAAUCUGGAACAAUUUGGUGUAUGGCAGAUAAAAAUAACAACUUUUCAAGAAUAAGAGGGGAUUUAUCUAUAAAAGACCACCAUAUUGAUGAACAGAGGCUUGUAAAGCUUAUAAAGAGUAGUGGAGUUGAGAGAAAUGUCUCCAGCAAGGAGAUAAGCGGAGAUAUUAAAAUAUCAAUAAGGAAUUUAAUUCCAUCCACAGAGUAUGAUGUAGUCUGCUUGGCAGAGGAUUUAGCAUUACCAAGGUCAAAUAGAAUAAGUUUUUCAAAAGUUUUAACAAACUUAACAAAAAGGAUGACUACUAAAGACAGAGUUCCGAAGAUCGAGAUCUCAAGGAUUGUACCAGAACUUGGAAGAUUUAACAUUGUUGUUAAAAGUGAUACUCCUGGAACCGUUACCUGUGUGGCUACCUUACCAGAGGGUAUGUAUCCAAGUCCAAGUGAAAUAGAAAAGUAUGGUCAAAAGAUCGAACUGAGUGAUCCUAAAGAAGAAAAGCAACUUAUUUUGAAUGGAAUUGAAGGUAAUCAAAAGUAUAUUAUUUAUUGUAUGGCUCAGAGUAGGACAGGAUUGACUAUGACCAUUUCAGAUAUAUGGGCAACAGCAAAGGAUAUUUCUUCUUUUGGAAAGUUCUGUGAUAUUCCUUCAUAUCCUUCAGAAGUAGAAAAUGGAAUAGAAACUCCUUUUGAUCCCCUGACAUAUUUAGAAGAAAUGAAAGUUAGGAGUUAUUUUGAUUCAGUAAAGGAGAGUGUCGGGUCAAAAGGUCCUUAUAGAAUCACAUUAUUUGUAAAUAAAACUGAGGCCUAUGAAUACUUCGAUUCACUAGACCUUCAUAAAAGAACACCUGAGCUUUAUCCAAAGCCAGACCCUCCUAAGAGAUUUGCAAGAGUUAGAUUCGGAUCCUGUAAUGAGACAGAAAACAUGAAUAAUCCUCUUGGACUUAAUGGUCUUUACCACCAGUGGAAAGUUGGACCCAUUACUUUAACCAAAAAAGAGACUGAGAAUAUUGGUUUAUGGAAUAUAGCAGAUUCAAAUAGUACUACGAAAGGAAUUGAAGGAACUGAUGAAGCUACAACUAUGAAACAUUACCCAAUUUCCGAGCCAAGGCCAGUAGAAUGUGAUGGUUGGAAUCCUACAGGACCCUUUGGAAGGAGGUUGGAGCAAAUCAUAAUAAAUGAAGGAGGUAACACCAGAUUUGCAGUCCCAAUGCUAAAACUAGGAGAACUUUUGGAACAGAAUACUUUGGAUAAGAUAGUAUUCGAGACUUGUGGGAAUUAUCUUCCCAGGGACCAAGUAGUUGGAAAGGACUAUGUUAAGUUAGGCCCAAUCAUUUAUCAACCCCAUAAUGCAACUUCUGGAGAUAACAUAGAAGUUCAGGAAACAGAAGACAGAGAUGAAGAGGAUGAUGAUGAGGAUAUGGAGCCAAAGCUAUGGAUUGGUUUGAAGACAAAAGAAGGAAACCAGUGCCCAAUCUUUUUUGAAUUGAAGGCACCCUAUACAACAGUAGAGAGUAUUAGAAAUGGCCACGCCAAGAUAGAGUUUGACAGAAUGCAUCAAAUGCUGGUAAAUAAGAUUUGGUACGACGGGACUUCAUUCAAGAGCCUUCAGGAUCUGGUUAAUUCCUAUAAUGAGGCCAAAAACAGUAUUGAGAAAAACAAAAGUUUAGGUAAUGUAUUCAACAACCUUCCUUUGAAUCUGGUUACUCCAAAUAUUCUACAGGAAAGAAGAAUUCAAAGAGAAAAACAGAUGAGCGAAUUAAGACUAAGAAAACUUCAAUUCCUUGAAAUGUUCAGUAGAGGAGGAUUGGAAACAAGGGCCAAGCCAGAACACUGUGAACCUGGAGGAAGAAGGUUCCAGGUUUUUAAGUCCCCAAAUAGAGAGGCAUACACAGUUAAUUGGAUUGGUUGGGAAUUGACUUUAACAAAUGAUCGAGAUAGUGGACUUAAGAUAUGGAAUUUAACAUUUUUGGGUAGAAGAGUAGCUUUUGAAGUUGCAAUGGUAGAUGCAAUGGCUCACUAUACUGUAUUUGAAAGACAGUGGUUCUUCUUAGAUAGCUGGUAUGGAGGUCUGGGUACAGCAGCUAGAAAGGUUCAUCCUGGUGUUGAAUGCGCAAACACUGCUCAAACCAUCUUCUGGGAUAAUAGUGCUUGUAUCUUUGAGCUGGAUUCUGGAAGGCCAAUCAGAUCUCACUGGAAAUCUGGAGGUAUCAAAGAUGCUGCACCUCUCACUAGUCUAAUUAUCAGACAAAUUAUUACAGUCUCAAACUAUGAUUAUAUUGUAGAUCUUAUUUUGUAUAAUCAAGGAUCAUUUGAAAUGGGAGUAAGCUUUACAGGUGAGUUAUAUGCAGGUUUGGAGGUACCAUACUUCUCUGCCAAACAAAAGAAGUAUGGGACUCAGAUUACUCCAUCUGGACAAAUGGCAGCUCUACAUUCCCACUUUGCUGUUUGGAAGGUUGAUUUUGACCUUGGACCAGAUUACACAGAUAAUUCUGUAGCGUGGAUCAAAGUAAGGAGAGAUCCUGAAAAGGAAGGACACCAUAUGUUGGAAAGAAUUAUAGCAGAGAGAGAGACUAAUGCCUACUCUAUGUUAAAUGAGACUCACCACCACCCUAAAGCUUACUUCGUUAUUGAUGAAAAGUUACAGACUUAUGGCAAUGUUGGUGGUUUUAUGAUCAAAUCUAUAAAAUCUAUUGCAGACUUAAUGCCUGAACACGAACUUUACUCAGGCCCUGCAUCUUGGUCAAAGUAUGAUUUGGCAUCCUCGGUAUUUAAGUACUCAGAACUGGAUGCAGAUCUUCCAAGAGACAAUAAAUUUGCCACAAAACCAGCUGUAAGAUUUGACUCCUUUAUAAUGGAUGAUGAAGUAAUCAGACAUAAAGACGUUGUAACAUGGGUCACAUCAGGAAUUUGGCAUAUUCCAACAUUGGAAGAUGUUCCUCAAACUACUGCACUUGGAAAUACUUUAGGAUGGUAUGCAAGGCCAUUUAAUUGGUGGCCUAUGGACCCUAGUAUUACUCUUCACAAUGCUGUCAGAGGAGACUUUGUUGACCCAGGUACAUGUGCACUCCAAAGAAAAGGGAAUCUGUUCCAACUCAUCAAGGUGGUUGAAUAA
Messenger RNA from Cryptosporidium ubiquitum, 5316 nucleotides. RefSeq lists its product as uncharacterized. Gene Ontology annotation, biological process: amine metabolic process. Bases 1 to 5316 code for a protein of 1771 amino acids. Gene Ontology annotation, molecular function: primary methylamine oxidase activity; quinone binding; copper ion binding. The record is from RefSeq and is a predicted model, not a curated record. The transcript has a single exon. Gene Ontology annotation, cellular component: plasma membrane. NCBI's taxonomy places the organism in Eukaryota, Apicomplexa, Conoidasida, Eucoccidiorida, Cryptosporidiidae.